GCAGUUCAACGUCUACCGUUCUCGGUGCACUUUAAGCUUCAACAGUAGCAGCAGCAGUAGCAGCAGUAUCAAAACAAGAAGAAAACAUUAUCAUCAACAUGCAAGUGCUGGCAUCCAUCGUUGUGGUUGUGGUGGUCGUCGCGGUCUGCACAUUCGUCGCCGGUGCUCCGGUGGACAGUGAGCAGCAGCUGGAGACGGCCGGAGUGAUGGAGAAGCGUCAGGAAAAGCGUGGCAUCGGUUUGGCGACCUACAGUGGACUGACCGGGUUCGGUUAUGAUACGUCGCUCGGUCUGACCGGCUAUCCGGCGGCCGCCACCACCGCGUACAUCACGCCGGCCGUGAUCAAAUCAACCUACACCGUGCCAGCGGCUACAGCAACUUAUCAUCAGGCGGCCACAUAUGAUGCGGCCCACGGCAAGUACGCAUACGGUGGAUUCUAUCCCGCCAGCUACGGCAGUCUGGGGACCACCGGGUAUACUGCGUUUGCACCGGCCGCUACCUACACCAAGAUCGUGCAUCCGGCGGCGAGCUACAGCAAGAUCAUCCAUCCAGCACCCGCCACCAGCACCUACACGAAGGUGAUCCAGACCUAUCCAUCGGCCACGCUCGGUCUGGUUGCACCGGCCGCCCCGGUCAGUGGCUAUGGUGGCGUUCCGGCCAGCAUCGGCGGUUACGUCUACUAGGUACUACGCCGGUGGAUGCCAACCUGCACGAGUGGGGGUCAUUCUUCUUCCCCGACGAUGCGGUCAGCUGUUCGUCGUUAUUUGGUUUUAAUUGAAGGAUUGAAAUAAAUUGUUUCCGACGAACUGGGACGCGCUGGAAUGUUGGGCUGAAGUGUGUGUGUGUGUGUGUGUGUGUUUACAGUGUUUUGAUUCGAAAUAUGAAACUUUUGAAAGUUGUUGUCCGAGUCACUUCAAACAAUAUAGUCACAUGAAUGCGCUUUUCGUUUUGUCAUAGUUUCAGUUUUUUAGACAAUUCCCCUUCAUCGAUAUUACAUUCGUUGUUCAAACGAAGGUAUGAGAUCAGAAUAAAAACGUAACGAGAUCCUGCUUGUCUCGUUUUCAAAAGCUCUAAUAACACUGACUCUAAUUACGCUCUGAUUGGAAGCUCUAUUUUGGUCUAGGCUUUGCUUCAUUUUAACGUUACUGCUCAACUCCUUUAUUCGUGUUUUGAGUCACAUUUGAGUUGAUCGUUUUCAUCAACAUUAUUUGUAGAUUUGUUUCAAUUGUUUUUUCGUUUACAGGCAUUCACUGCGUGAUUUUUUUUGUUUACUAAACAUACUGUUCAAAACAUACGAUAUAUUGGUGUUCAAGUUGUUCGCGUAAUUUCUCAGUAGGGUAAUUUUAGUACGUUGGCAGUACUGUCAUUGACAUGCAUGACAAGUUAGCCAUUGAAAUAAAGCUGGUCUUUAUGCAUGACAAGUUAGCCUAGUGGUCACUUUGCCAUUCCGUUGACAGCGUUUUAAUCAUUGUAGUCUGUUUAUUCAGUGGUAAAAUUUUUGUCAAAAUUGAUCUAUGCCUUCAAAAGUUAUCGCCGAUAGAACGCAAAAGGAGAAAAAAAAAUCUGCACACUCAUUGUAAAAAUUGGAUUUGGCUGGAGAAAAAACUUCGAAAGUCUUGAAAUUUUCAAAUUCAACUCAAAAUACUGUAUGUAAACUUUAGGAGGGGACUUUUACCUUGAUUCUAGGAAAAUAAAACAGCCGAAAAGUGUAACGGA
Molecule: messenger RNA, 1716 nt
Organism: Anopheles darlingi
Lineage: Eukaryota; Metazoa; Arthropoda; Insecta; Diptera; Culicidae
Exons: 3
Coding region: 99-683 (194 amino acids)
Source: RefSeq, a predicted model, not a curated record